Neogale vison (American mink) is the source of this 3070-nucleotide messenger RNA. RefSeq names its product MX dynamin like GTPase 2 (gene MX2). The transcript is spliced from 14 exons. The record is from RefSeq and is a predicted model, not a curated record. Gene Ontology annotation, molecular function: microtubule binding; GTP binding; GTPase activity. Gene Ontology annotation, biological process: defense response to virus. Bases 185 to 2317 code for a protein of 710 amino acids. Gene Ontology annotation, cellular component: microtubule; membrane; cytoplasm. NCBI's taxonomy places the organism in Eukaryota, Metazoa, Chordata, Mammalia, Carnivora, Mustelidae.
GGGGGCGUGAGCCACACAGCAUAUAAAAGGAAGCGGGGAAGGACCGGAUGACUCUCCUGGUGCAGGAGCACUUGCGAAGAAGGCAAGAAGGAGAAGAAGGCAAGAAGGCACCGAGAGUUUGUCAAGGAGACGAGGCACUAAGCAGCAGAGACCACAGCCCCCAGCUCUGACUCGGUGAAGGCCGAUGGCUAAGGCCCACAGUUCUUGCCCCUAUUGGAAGCCCAAGAUGUCUCCUCCCCAACAACAACCAAAAAAGGAAACAAAUUUCUUCCAGCCGCAGCCGCCACCAUCUGGAGAGGCAACAGGACACACGAUGUCUUCCCAAAAGCAUCAGGUAGGGGGACAGGACCCAGGUGACCUCACCAAAAUGCUCCACUUCCUGACCCUGCAGCAGCCGGAAGGAAGCAGGGCCCAACAGAAGACAAAGGGCCCCGAGCACAGGCUGGCCAGCCAGUAUGAGGAGAAGGUGCGCCCCUGCAUCGACCUCAUCGACUCCCUGCGGGCCCUGGGUGUGGAGCAGGACCUGGCCCUGCCCGCCAUCGCCGUCAUCGGGGACCAGAGCUCAGGCAAGAGCUCCGUGCUGGAGGCUCUUUCGGGGGUCGCCCUCCCCAGAGGCAGCGGGAUCGUAACCAGGUGCCCGCUCGUGCUGAAGCUGAAGAGGCAACUGCAGGAGAGCGCGUGGAAGGGUCGGAUCAGCUACGGCACCAGGGAGGUCCAGCUCCAGGACCCCUCCCAGGUGGAGAAGGAGAUCCUCAAAGCCCAGAACACCUUAGCCGGGAACGGAGUCAGCAUCAGCCAUGAGCUCAUCAGCGUGGACAUCACCUCCCCCGAGGUUCCGGACCUGACCCUUAUUGACCUCCCCGGCAUCACCAGGGUGCCUGUGGGAAACCAGCCCCAGGACAUCGGGCUGCAGAUCAAGGCACUCAUCAAGAAGUACAUUCAGAGGCAGGAGACAAUCAACUUGGUGGUGGUCCCCUGCAACGUGGACAUCGCCACGACAGAGGCGUUGAGCAUGGCUCAGGAGGUGGACCCCAGAGGAGACAGGACCAUAGGAGUCCUGACCAAACCGGAUCUCGUGGACAAGGGUGCGGAACCCACGGUCAUGAAAGUGGCUCAGAACCUCACGUACCAUCUGCAGAAGGGCUACAUGAUGGUGCGGUGCCGGGGCCAGGAGGAGAUCACCAACAGGCUGAGCCUGGCCGAGGCCACCAGGAAGGAAACGAUGUUCUUCCAGAAACACCCGCAUUUCAGAGCUCUCCUGCAGGAGGGAAACGCUACGGUGCCCUGUCUGGCGGAAAGACUGACCAACGAGCUCAUCUUGCACAUCAAUAAAUCACUCCCGCUGCUAGAGGAGCAAAUACGGGAGAGCCACCAGAGGGCCACCGAGGAGCUGCACCAGUGCGGAGACGACACCCCCAGCAACGAGGCCGACAGGAUGUUCUUCCUGAUCGAGAAAAUCAAGAUGUUUAAUCAGGACAUUGAGAAGCUAACAGAGGGAGAAGAAGUCGUCAAGGAGAAAGAGACCCGCUUAUUUAACAAAAUCAGGGAGGAGUUUGAGAACUGGGUGCUCGUACUCACAGCCAAUAUCCAAAAAGUUAAAAAUAUUAUUCACGAAAAAGUCUCAAUAUACGAGAAGCAGUAUCGCGGCAAGGAGCUUCUCGGCUUUGUCAACUACAAGACGUUCCAGACCAUAGUGCACCAGUACCUAGAACAGCUGGUCGACCCCGCACUCGCCCUGCUCCAGAAGGCCGUCGAAAUCGUCCGGCAAACGUUCUCCGACACAGCCAAGAAGCAUUUUAGUGGAUUUUCCAACCUUAAUCAAAGAGCCCAGAACAAGAUUGAAGACUUAAAAACGAGACAAGCAGAAAUAGCAGAAAAUCUGAUCCAGCUUCAGUUCCGAAUGGAGCAGCUGGUGUACUGCCAAGAUGAGAUUUACAGCAUGGUUCUGAACCAAGUCCGGAAAGAGGUUUUCAACCCAAUGGGAAAGCCCAUGCAGGAUCAUGAGUUGAAAGUGUCUUUCUCAAAAGAUACGUCUUCGAUGUCAUCCAUCACUGAAAUUGGGGUGCACCUGAAUGCAUAUUUCUGGGAAACCAGCAAACGUCUGGCCAACCAGAUCCCAUUCAUAAUUCAGUAUUUCAUACUCCAGGAGAAUGGCAGUUGCCUACAGAAAGCCAUGAUGCAGGUCCUACAGGAGAGGGAGAACUACUCCUGGCUGCUUCAAGAGCAGAGCGACAUCGCUGCCAAGAGGAGGUUCCUUAAGGAUAAAAUUUACCGGCUGUCUCAGGCGCAGCGCACGCUCUAUAAUUUCUACGGUUAAAGGGGGCGCGUCUGUGGAGGGGCACGAUGCUUCGGGAUUUUCUCUUCUGUGCAUUCACGUUAAGGAGAGGCGAGAGGUGGCCCCUUACUUGGAACCAAGCUUUUCUGCUGCCUCUCUGUGUCCACCUUCUCUGUACUGCGCUUGCGCUCAGCCCAGAGUUUGUAUCUAAAGUCCGCACUCACUCGGAGCUGUCACCUCUGCCAGGAGGUCCUCUCUGAUCUCCCCAAAGAGGUGGCUCUCCAGCCCCACACCCCCUGGUCACAGCAUUGUCAACUACUGGUCUCUUUCUUUGUUAGGUUGUAAGGUCCCAGAGGGGGGAGGUCAGGAUCAUAUUCUUCUGUAUUUCCAGAAUCUUGAACGGCACAGGCUACACUCUAGUCCCUUAAUACACAAUCCGUCACUGAACACGUGAAUGAGGAAGCCUCCCAGGCGCUACGGCUUGAAUCCAGACUUGGGUGGUUUCAGAUGGUGUCCCUUGGCUGGCCGCCCUCAGAGCAAUGCAGCCAUGCCACCUGCUUCCCGGGGUUGACCGACUGGAGCCGUGUUCCCAGCCCCCCAAGGGAAAAAAGCUCAAAUGAUACCAGUUCUAAUGUAUGUGGUUUCCUGGCUCCGGGAAGCCCCGUGGCCGCGUGAAGUCUUGAAGAGAAGAUUAGUAAGGAGAAACAGUUUUUAAAGAGUGUAUUUGUUUAUUUGACACAGAGAAAGAGAAAGAGAAAGCAGGGUGAGCAGGAGAGGGAGACGCAGACUCCCCAC